AUGACGCCCCAGGAAUUUUUCUCCUCCUGCUUGGCGCCUUUCGUGCUCGUUUUUGGGUUCGUCAAGUUCAUGUUCAACGGCAUCGUCGCAUUGGCUUAUAAAGCGAUCAAGUUUGCGGCGCCGACACUCGCCAAGCACCGCGACAUCGUCGGCCUCUCCUUCAUUUUGUGGGUGUUUUACUUCUUGUUCUGCGACACGUCCUCUGAUAAGCUCUUUCUGGGCGCCGUAAAAGGCAUCUACUGGUUGGUCUGCAAAAUCAUGGUGUUGAUGGCCCGGUACCCGGUGAAGGCGCUCGGCUUCGCCGUCGUCGUACGCAGCGUUGCGUUCCAGUCUCGUUAACCCGAUUCUCACUUUUUGACUUCCACAGGUUUUUUCUCUGUGGUACCAAUACGGGAACGAGCUCCGUCAAAUUUGGCGCCAGUUCAAGCGCGACAUCUUCGGCCGGGGCAACGGCGGCAACGGCGGCAACGGCGGCAACGGCGACGGCGGCAACACGGACGAUGACGACGACGACGAUGACGACAACGACGAGAAGAAGUCCAAUUCGAAGCGCCAGAAGCGCAAGGGAAUCUCGCCGCUCAAGCCGGUGAAGAUCGAGGACGAGGGCAUGGGGAUCUCGAUCUGA
Pelagomonas calceolata is the source of this 625-nucleotide messenger RNA. Lineage: Eukaryota; Pelagophyceae; Pelagomonadales; Pelagomonadaceae. The record is from the annotation of a GenBank genome assembly.